This is a messenger RNA of Aspergillus ibericus CBS 121593, 862 nucleotides long. RefSeq names its product dynein light chain Tctex-type family protein. Bases 132 to 560 code for a protein of 142 amino acids. The record is from RefSeq and is a predicted model, not a curated record. NCBI's taxonomy places the organism in Eukaryota, Fungi, Ascomycota, Eurotiomycetes, Eurotiales, Aspergillaceae. Gene Ontology annotation, cellular component: cytoplasmic dynein complex; cytoplasm. The transcript has 5 exons. Gene Ontology annotation, molecular function: dynein intermediate chain binding. Gene Ontology annotation, biological process: microtubule-based movement.
GCCCGCUAACUGUUCUCUCACUGCUGUCGCACUCGCCUCGAUUCUUCCGCGCAUUCCAGCCUCGCAUAGCAAAUUGAAUUCACCUCACAAAAUACCCUCUAUAACCACAUUUCCGAACCCGCCCAUUCACAAUGGCUGUCGACGCUGCUACCCCCUCUUCGCCCGUCCCGAUCCCCGAAUUGACCAAGAUCGCCACUGAGGCCUGCGACACCGCCCUCAAUGAAGUGACCGAAUACGAGCACACCAAAGUCGGCGAAUGGAACUCCCAGAUCAUUAACACCAUCCUCAAAUCCCUCAUCACCGCCACCGCGCCCUCCACUCCCUCCACCCCGCCCCCCUACCGCUUCACCGUGAACAGCACCAUCGUGCAACAAGGUCUGAUCGACAAGUCCGCCGCCGCUGACGGCGCCGCCAGCAACACCGGCAAGCGCGGGAUGCACUCGGCCUCCGGAGCGUUCUGGGAUGUGAACCGCGACGGAAUGUGGACGUUUAAGUAUCCUGGUGCGGAGGAGCGGGGGCUCGAUGUUGUGGUUAGUGUGACGUGGUUUGCGUUGGGUUAGGUGCUGUUGUUGUGAUUGGGGGGAGGGGUUAAAUAGAGUAAUGAAUGAGAGGGUGUUUAUGAGAUUUUUCUUUCUUUCUUUCUCUAUUGUUUUCAUGAUCGGGUUGGGGGUGAGUGGGAGGUGAAUUGUACUUUGAGUUGGGUGGUGUUGUGUUUUAUGAGGGUAAAUCAAGCAGUAGUUGUUAUUGGGAAAUACCAAGUCAAACAUUUCGUUGGUUCUUGGUUCUUUGCUGACCAUCUAGAUAUUUACGAUGGUGUCCCAUGGACAAUUACAUCCCUACAGAACAAUCGAUGAACUUAUCU